AUGGCAAUAGAUGACGAGAUCUUCGCGCCUGAAUUCGAGAAGCUCGAAGACAUCUACUGGUAUCCCAUCUCGUCCUACCUAGGCGGUAUGAGCCUAAAGAUCAAGGCAGAGAUGCUGGACGUGCCGGUGUUCCGCCAGCCCGAACGCACGGGAGAUGGGUAUCGAACAUCAGAGGAGACACCGCUCAAAGGACCUCAGACACCUUCGCCUGGUUGGCUGGGCUCAAAUAUAAUCUGA
Molecule: messenger RNA, 237 nt
Organism: Paracoccidioides brasiliensis Pb18
Exons: 1
Coding region: 1-237 (78 amino acids)
Source: RefSeq, a predicted model, not a curated record